AUGUCACAUUGCACCAAGAUGGCAAAAGCCUCACGAUCCCCAUACCCAGCCACACCACCUGCCGAGUCUCUGGUGGGAGAUACAUUGUGUGCGCUCUCCCCGCUCUCCAACAUAGACAAGAAAUUGACCCCCCCAGCACUGUCCGUGUCCAAUGUUACCACCUCCCCUAAGGAAGAGAUCAAUACUCUGGAUGACACAAUGUCCAUCACCUCAAAAGGCACGAUGACCAGGUCUGAUGCCACCGAAAACACCGAGGCUAAGUACAUGGUCAGUGACGAUGUCGGUGCCAAGCCUGACAUCAACCCCGAAGUCAAGCCUGAUGUCCAAGGCUCCCCUCCGAAGCCCAACAUCCAAGGCUCACACUGCAGAGCCCCGAACUCCAAGAAUGUGAAGGAAUCCUUAAACUUUGCUGUCAAACCCAUGCAUGCUAACUCAAAGUGCUCUGCAAAAGAGGAGUCUAAUGAUGAACUCUGGUCAUCCUUCUCACCAAAUGAGACUGCCCUGCUCACUGCAGUCUCACUCGAGAAACCUACCAUCUCUGAAGGACAACUCGAUGAUGGCCCCCCUAUCACUGCCAACCAGCCAUCAAUGCCCACUCCUAACGGAAAGCGUCCUCGCACUCCAUCAUCUGAAGACAAGAAAGGCAUCAUCAGGCAUGACAUGUUACAGCGUACAGCACACUGGCCCCCUACCCCAUACCCUGCCAGAAAGCUCCCACCUUGA
Sparassis crispa is the source of this 723-nucleotide messenger RNA. RefSeq lists its product as hypothetical. Lineage: Eukaryota; Fungi; Basidiomycota; Agaricomycetes; Polyporales; Sparassidaceae. Bases 1 to 723 code for a protein of 240 amino acids. The record is from RefSeq and is a predicted model, not a curated record. The transcript is spliced from 3 exons.